AUGAGCACCCUCAAAGUGGGGGUGGAGGUUGGGGGGGCUCAGAACCUCAUGGCCAAGGAAGGGCAGGGCUCCUCGAGCUCCUUCGUGGAGCUCCAGUUCGCCGGCCAAAAGCUCCGCACCUCGACCAAGGAGAAGGACCUCAAUCCCGUGUGGGACGAACGCUUCUACUUCAACGUGCCGGACCCCGACCUGCUCCCUCAUCUUGCCCUAGAAGCCUGCGUCUACAGCGCCUCCGGCAGCAGCAACCCUUCCUCCAAGUCCUUCCUCGGAAAGGUGCGCCUCGCCGGAACCUCCUUCGUCCCCUACUCCGACGCGGUGCUCUUGCAGUGCCCUCUCGAGAAGCGCGGCAUCUUCUCCCGCGUCAGAGGGGAGCUCGGCCUCAAGGUCUACGUCACGGACGACCCCUCGAUCCAGCCGUCCAACCCUCUGCCGACGAUCGACCCCUUCGCCAACCCUCCGCCGUCUCCGAUCUUCCGAGCUCAGGCGCCGCCUGCAAGUCCCCACGCGGGCGUGUCCGCGGAGAAGAAGGGGACCAGGUCGAGGCACUCGUUCCAUCACCUCCCCAAGGGGAAGCGCUCGCCGCCGGCGGCGAAGUCGACGGCGAAUGAGAUGAGGGCGGAGCCGUCCGCGACGGCGAGGGUCUUUGCGGCGGUACCUUCGUCGUCGUCGGCGGCGGCGGUGAAGCAGGGUUUCAAAGCGACGGCGAAGACCUACGCCGGCGUUGGGGGGCAGACCUUUAAACCGCCCAUGGGGAACACCAAAAAGAGGACGGGUGGUGGCUACGACCUCGUGGAACAGAUGCGGUACCUCUUCGUUCGAGUGGUGAAGGGCCGGGACCUGGCAGCCAUGGAGCUCGCCGGCACCGUCGAUCCUUACGUGGAGGUGAGGCUGGGGAACUACAGGGGGCGAACGAGGACCUUCGAGAAGAACCAGAACCCGGAGUGGAAUCAGGUCUUCGCCUUCGCCGGAGACAAGUUGCAGGCCUCCGAGCUGGAGGUGGUCGUCAAGGACAAGUCUCUGCUCAGGGACGACCAUCUGGGGAUGGUCCGCAUCGACCUCAACGGGGUGCCGGACCGCGUGCCCCCUGACAGCCCCCUCGCCCCGGAGUGGUACCGGCUGGAGAACAAGAAGGGGGAGAAGCUCAUGAGCGAGCUCAUGCUGGCCGUCUGGCUCGGCUCGCAGGCGGACGAGACCUUCCCCGAUGCCGUGCUCUCAGACGAGACGGUGAUCUCGGAGGAGAGCGCCGCCAGUUCUCAGUUGCGGGGCAAGGUCUACCACGCGCCUCGGCUCUGGUACGUCCGGGUCAAGAUCAUCGAAGCCCAGGACAUCGUGCCGCUGGGGGACGAGAGCAAGCCGGCGGAGGUGAGAGUCAGCGCCCAGGUGGGGAGACAGAUCCACAACACCAAGCUCGUCCAGACCCGAAACAUGGCGGCCAUCUGGGGCGAUGAAUUCAUGUUCGUCGUCGCCGAGCCCUUCGAGGAGCACCUGGUCCUCACGUUGCAGGAGAAGGUCGGGGGCUCUAAGAACGAGGACAGAGGGACCCUCCCCGUCCAUCUGGCGAACCUGGAGAAGCGCGCUGACGACCGCCCCGUGCUGCCGAUCUGGCGCGUCCUCGAGAAGCCCGGCCUCAUCGACGUCGACCAGCUGAAGAAGAACAAGUUCGCCACCCGGCUCCACAUCAUUGCCCACCUCGACGGGGGCUACCACGUCUUCGACGAGCCGAUCCAGUUCAGCAGCGACCUCCGGCCCACGGCGAGGCAGCUCUGGAAGGGGGCGCUCGGGCUGCUGGAGAUCGGCAUACGCCACGCCGUGGAGCUCUCCCCGAUCAAGAACCACGAGGGGAAGGGCUCCUGCGACGCCUACUGCGUGGCCAAGUACGGCAACAAGUGGGUGCGCACCCGGACGGUACCGAACAGCCUGCAACCGAUGUUCAACGAGCAGUACACCUGGGAGGUGUACGAGCCGGCCACAGUCCUCACGGUGGCGGUCUUCGACAACAGCCAGGUCCAGGUCGAUGAGAAGGGCUCCGCCGCCAGGGACACGCCCAUGGGCAAGGUGCGGAUCCGGCUGUCCACUCUGGAGGCCGGGCGCGUGUACACUAGCCUGUAUCCCCUCCUGGCGCUGCGCAACUCCGGCGUCAAGAAGAUGGGCGAGCUCCAACUGGCCGUGCGGUUCUCCUCCAUGUCGACGAUGAACCUGAUUUCCAUGUACUUCAAGCCGCUUUAUCCGAAGAUGCACUACACGCGACCGCUGCCGAUUCAGGACCAGCAGAGGCUGCGGAGCAGGGCGGUAGAGGUCGUGGUAGCGCGUCUGGGCCGGAUGGAACCCCCGCUGAGGAAGGAGGUGAUCGAGUACGUCUCCGAGGUGAGCUCCGACGCGUGGAGCAUGCGGAAGGGAAGGGCGAACUUCUUCAGGUUCAUGGCGCUGUUCUCCGGGGCGGUGGCGAUGUGGAAUUGGUUCGGCGAAGUGUGCCGGUGGAAGAACCCUUCGACGACUGUCCUCGUUCACGUGCUGUUUUUCGUUCUGUUGGGCUUCCCGGAGCUCAUCCUCCCUACCGCGUUCCUGUACAUGUUCACCACGGGCCUGUGGAACUACUUCCACCGCCCCACCCAAGCGCCACGUAUGGACAUGAAGCUCUCCCGGGCCGACGACACCAGCCCCGACGAUCUGGACGAGGAGCUCGACACCUUCCCCAGCAGCCGCGCCGCCGACCUCAUCCGCCACCGGUACGAUCGCCUGAGGCACGUUGCUGCCCAAGCGGUGACGAUAGCCGGCGAUAUCGCCACCAAGGGGGAACGGCUCCAGACGCUGCUCAGCUGGAGGGACCCCCGCGCCACCUUCAUCUUCUGGGUCUUCUGCCUCGUCGCCGCCCUGUUCCUCUAUGUGGUUCCCUUCAAGGUCGUCUGCUGUGUCUUCGGCUUCUACGUGAUGAGGCACCCCAAGUUCAGGACGAAGCUCCCGAUGGAGCCUGCCAACUUCUUCAGGCGACUGCCCGCCAGAAUAGACAGCUUACUGUAG
Messenger RNA from Spirodela intermedia, 3018 nucleotides. Lineage: Eukaryota; Viridiplantae; Streptophyta; Magnoliopsida; Alismatales; Araceae. The record is from the annotation of a GenBank genome assembly.